GAAGACAAAUAAAUUUAAAUUUGUUUUCUAUGUAAAUAUAGCUUUCGGACAGAACAAAUCACAUCCUAUUUACGAAACUAUUGUCUGGUCGAUUAUUACCUGAAGCAUUAACAACUAUUUUGUUAGCUGGGAUUAUCCUGUCAAACUCUAAACUAAAUUGAACUCAAAAAUGGGUUUCACCAUAGUCAAGAAAGCAUCCUUGGUAUAUGGGAUUGUCUUGGCAUUAGUUCUCCGAAUUAUAAUACCCUUUAGUGUGGGAUCAAAGGCCUUGAACGAAUGCGACAAAUGUACUGCAGCUGUAGUUACUUAUUACUCAUCCGUCAGUAGGAUAUUGUUUAUCCUUACCACUCUGCUUAUAUUCAGUAUUAGCUUAGCUAAUCGCACUGCUGAUUGGAUUUCUUUAGCGUAUAUACCUCUGCUGAUAUAUGUGAUUCGCUGGACGUCUCUCACUUUAUUUAAGCAAUUGAAAAACGUAGCAGAUAGUUACGAUGAAUUCAUGAAUGAGUUAAAACAUCAGUGGUGGGACUUUUUUAACAACAACAAUACAUAUUGGCCUAAUCUGGAAAAGAAGCUCACAUGUUGCGGAUUGGAAGGACCUCGUAGCUAUAUGGAGUAUCUACACAAAGUUCCUGAACACUGCUAUAAUCCCAAACUGAUUACUCUGGGCUGUUGGCAAUUGAUGCACGAUAUAUUUGAACCGAUGCCUAGAAUUGGAUAUUAUUUUCGCAUUAUUACACUAGCUAUGGAGCUAUGCGUAUUAAUUUUUUAUGGAUUUAUUGUGCUCAAGAAGCUGAUCAGUUUGUUGGUUGCUAGGUGGCGUAACAAAAGAGGGUUUUCUAAGCCAUCGUUAAAUAAAUCCAAUUGAAAGGGCUUUAUGCAUUCGUAUAUUUAUA
Molecule: messenger RNA, 893 nt
Organism: Drosophila serrata
Lineage: Eukaryota; Metazoa; Arthropoda; Insecta; Diptera; Drosophilidae
Cellular component (GO): membrane
Source: RefSeq, a predicted model, not a curated record